AUGUCGUCUAAAAAGAAAAGCAAAUCCAGAUCAUCACGGGCUGGUCUCCAUUUUCCAGUUGGAAGGAUUCACAAGAUCUUGAAGAAAGGGAACUACGCGCCGAGGAUUGGGGGAGGAGCUCCUGUUUAUUUGGCAGCGGCCCUCGAAUAUCUUUCAGCAGAAAUACUGGAGUUAGCAGCGGAAGUUGCUAAGGAGAAUAAUAAGUCUCGUGUCAUCCCACGCCAUAUACUUUUCGCUAUUAAAAAUGACGAAGAGCUGAACAGGAUGCUGUCCGGUGUUACCAUAUCGCAGGGCGGUGUGUUGCCAGCUAUUCAUUCGCAAUUACUUCCGAAGAAAACCGUAAAGAGUUCUCAAUCUCAAUAA
This is a messenger RNA of Vanessa tameamea, 363 nucleotides long. RefSeq names its product histone H2A, sperm-like. The transcript has a single exon. Gene Ontology annotation, biological process: heterochromatin formation. NCBI's taxonomy places the organism in Eukaryota, Metazoa, Arthropoda, Insecta, Lepidoptera, Nymphalidae. The record is from RefSeq and is a predicted model, not a curated record. Gene Ontology annotation, molecular function: protein heterodimerization activity; DNA binding; structural constituent of chromatin. Gene Ontology annotation, cellular component: nucleosome; chromatin. The coding region runs from base 1 to 363 and encodes 120 amino acids.